Molecule: messenger RNA, 422 nt
Organism: Enhydra lutris kenyoni (northern sea otter)
Lineage: Eukaryota; Metazoa; Chordata; Mammalia; Carnivora; Mustelidae
Product: protein C19orf12 homolog
Exons: 2
Source: RefSeq, a predicted model, not a curated record
AUGCUUCCUUUGAGGCUCACCAAGAUGCCCUUCAGGGUGAAAGACAUCAUGAGGUUGCUCUGCAUCAUUGCUAAAGAGAAGAAUAUGAUGGCAGCUGUCAAGUAUUCUGGGUUGGGCGCCCUGUUCACAGGAACUGUGACCUUCGUUGGUGGUCUGGUCGGAGGCCCACCUGGACUAGCUGUUGGGGGGCUUGUAGGGAGUCUACUAAGUGCAUGGAUGAUAAGAGGGCACUUGAAGCCAGUACAUCAGAUCAUAAUGGAGCUUCCGUCUGAUAAGAAGCAAAAGCUCUAUAAUGAAGCCUCCUCCAUCCUCAACCACCUGGACUGGAUGGAGACUGUGCAGCUGACCACACUGGUCAUGGGCAGUGAGGACCUGAAGCAAAAGCUGCUGGUGAUGCUAGAAAAGUUCCUAACUCAUAGAAG